Xylona heveae TC161 is the source of this 1701-nucleotide messenger RNA. Its product is annotated as MFS general substrate transporter. Bases 199 to 1701 code for a protein of 500 amino acids. Gene Ontology annotation, biological process: transmembrane transport. Lineage: Eukaryota; Fungi; Ascomycota; Xylonomycetes; Xylonales; Xylonaceae. The transcript has 7 exons. Gene Ontology annotation, molecular function: transmembrane transporter activity. The record is from RefSeq and is a predicted model, not a curated record.
CAUUCUAUAGACGCGCGCUAAGAGCGCCUCCCGCAACUUUCUCCCUCCGUUAAGCGCGAUAGGUAUGUUUACAAAGGCCUAUAUAGGAGGGACUGAGCCCGCUAAAGUCAUGAUGUGGCCCCUGAUUUAUCAAAAGUCUCAUUUUCCCGAGUUUGAUUCUUGUCUAUUAGCUUUUGGCGGGUUGAGCGGGGCUAUACAAUGUCAGAAAAAUCCAGUCAGCUGGAGACUCCCGCUCAGCUCGAUCUGGAGAGCGGUCCGGAAUCGGCGUCUCGGGCUGCUGAAGAUGGAAAACCAGUGCAACAAGAGAACGAUCCAAAUAUUAUCGACUGGGAUGGACCCGAUGACCCAGAGAAACCGAUGAACUGGCCAAAGUAUCGCAAAGCUGGCAUUAUUGCAACUGUUUGCAUGCUGAGAUUUGUAACGCCUCUUGCAUCAUCAAUGAUGGCAGCCGGGUUGGUGCAGAUCGAAGAGGACUUCAAAAAUGCCGGAGUGAUGUUCAUCACCUUUUCUGUCUCAAUAUACAUUAUUGGGUUUGGUCUCGGACCAUUGGCUUUGGCACCCUUAUCCGAAGUUUACGGUCGGAAUAUAAUCUACCAUAUCGGGAAUAUCAUGUUCACUGGGUUUACCGUCGGCUGUGGUGCAUCACCCAAUGCAGGAUCAUUGUUCACCUUCCGGCUCCUAUCGGGAAUUGUUGGCGGAGUACCCUUGACCAAUGCCGGGGGAACAAUUUCCGAUAUUGUUCCCGUUAAUCGCCGCGGGUCUAUCAUGACAUUAUUUACUUUGUGUAUGCUAGUUGGGCCGGUCAUUGGCCCGACAGUCGGCGGGUUUCUUAGCGAGGCAGCAGGCUGGCGUUGGAUCUUUUGGUUGCUGACAAUCAUGAGCGGCUUGGCUACGUUAUUUGGACUUGCUUUUCUUCGUGAGACUUACGGUCCAGUCUUGCUGGAGAGGAAAGCAGCCCGACUGCGUAAAGAAACAGGAAACCCUUUACUGCGGGGAAAGGGAAAGAUUGAUUUGCCCUAUCGCCAACUCUUAUUUCGGAAUCUGUCGCGUCCAACGAGGAUGCUGAUAUACAGCCCCGUUAUUCUAGGAGUCUCGUUAUACAUGGCGCUUGUAUACGGAGUCAUCUACCUCCUAUUUACAACAUUCUCGGUUGUUUUCCAAAAAACAUAUGGAUUUUCUGAAGGGAUUGCAGGUCUGUCAUAUCUUGGUACCGGCGUUGGUAUGGUCAUUGCUCUUUUUAGCAUGGGGUGGUAUAGUGAUGCCAUUCACAUACGCUUGACUAAGAAGUAUGGCACUGAGCUACCAGAGUAUCGACUUGCCCCGUUGCUUCCCGGAACCAUUGCACUUCCAAUCGGACUUUUCAUAUACGGCUGGACAGCACAGUAUAAAGUCCAUUGGAUAGUUCCCAUUAUUGGCACUGCUUUUGUAGGUAUUGCCACUACUGGUUCGUUUAAUACGAUCCAAAUUUACCUUGUAGAUGCAUACACUGUACAUGCAGCCAGUGCUUUGGCUGCGAAUAGUCUGGUUCGUAGCCUAGCAGGUGGACUAGUUCCUCUUGGGGGGCCAAGCCUGUAUAGCAAUCUCGGUCUCGGAUGGGGAAAUUCCUUGCUUGCUUUUCUAGCCAUUUUUUUUGCAAUUUUUCCUUUGUUAUUUUAUAAAUUUGGCGAGCGGUGGAGGAAGAGGUAUAGUGUCAGCUUCUAG